This is a messenger RNA of Coturnix japonica (Japanese quail), 2007 nucleotides long. RefSeq names its product syntaxin 12 (gene STX12). The record is from RefSeq and is a predicted model, not a curated record. Lineage: Eukaryota; Metazoa; Chordata; Aves; Galliformes; Phasianidae. Gene Ontology annotation, molecular function: SNAP receptor activity; SNARE binding. Gene Ontology annotation, biological process: intracellular protein transport; vesicle fusion; vesicle-mediated transport. Gene Ontology annotation, cellular component: SNARE complex; endomembrane system; postsynaptic recycling endosome.
CAGCAGCGGUGGCGCAUGCGCAGAGAGCGGCGGGGUGCUGGCAGCCGGGCCCGGAGGAGCCGUCACUCAGCCGGUCAUGUCGUACGGGCCGCUGGAUCCAUAUCGGGCCGGAGCGACGGCCCCGCCGAGGGAUUUUAGUGGAAUCAUACAAACAUGCAGCGCCAACGUGCAGCGCAUCGCUCAGUACACUGCUCAGAUAAAGAAUUUGAUGAGCCAGCUGGGAACCAAGCAGGACUCCAGCAAACUGCAGGAAAACUUACAACAGCUACAGCACUCUGCAAACAGCUUGGCCAAAGCGACCAAUGAGUAUCUCAAAGAACUGGGAUCUCUACCACUUCCUCUGUCUGCUUCUGAACAGCGUCAACAGAGGCUUCAGAAAGAACGUUUAAUGAAUGAUUUCUCUGCAGCCUUAAAUAAUUUCCAGGCAGUACAGAGGCAAGUGUCAGAGAAGGAAAAAGAGACUGUAGCAAGGGCAAGAGCUGGCUCCCGUAUCUCUGCUGAUGAGCGGUUCAGAGAAGAACAGCUUGUUUCAUUUGAUAGGCUGCUCUCCAUCAAGACUUUCACCCUGGUUGAUUCCCCCCUUUUUGUGGGGGAUGGUGAGAGGAAAGGAAGUGGUGAAGACUGGAACCAAAUGCAGUCUCAAGAAGAAGAUGUGGCGAUAACUGAACAGGAUCUUGAACUUAUUAAAGAAAGAGAAACGGCAAUCAGGCAAUUAGAGGCCGACAUUUUGGAUGUCAAUCAGAUAUUUAAGGAUUUAGCCAUGAUGAUUCAUGACCAAGGAGAUAUGAUUGAUAGCAUAGAGGCAAAUGUGGAAAGUGCAGAAGUUCAUGUGGAAAGAGCCAGUGAGCAGUUACAGAGAGCUGCCUAUUAUCAGAAGAAAUCCCGUAAGAAGAUCUGCAUCCUGAUUCUUGGUCUUGCUGUGGCUUCUAUACUCGUAGGAUUAAUUAUCUGGUGGGCAAGAGGGUGAAAUCUUCACAUGGAUUCUUGUCUCAUUGCUGAGAAUAUUUUCCCCCAGCACGAAAAGGCAGACUAGUUUUGGAAAUGAAACCACCCUGAGAGAGCACAAGCUGGAACUACUUCUAGUAAUAGUUAUUAGCAACUAAUGUGCAGACAACUAGUAUUUGGAAUUAGUGAACCAUGGAGACAGUAUUUAUCAGUUUAUAUACAAAUUAUAUUGUUUUAUGUAACUAACAUCUCGUGGUUUUGCUUUCUGUAAUGUAUUAUUCCCUGUCCCGACUGUAUGCUGAAGUGUGAUCGAUAAUUGGAGAUGUCUUGUUUCACUUGACAAGUGGCAGACAUUGAACUUUUUAUAUGUACAGAUAACUUUGUUGGACUGGAAUAAGAACGACAUUCAAAGAGGGCACAACACUAACUUUCAUUACCUUAAUCCAGCAGUUUCUCAAGUCUCUGGUAUCUGCCCCAUGGUUUUAUUAGUCUCUGGGUGGCUGUGGUUCUAAAUUUGAUUGAAAAGAUGCCACUGCAGAUCUGAAAAGCAAGAAGUAUGCAUGGGUGAUAGAUGGAACAAGUGUGCUCAGGAACCGGUCACUUUAGCCUUGAGACUCAUUGCUUUUAUUAAUUUUUGUGCAUGGUUGGGGUUGUUUUGGUUUAUUUUAAUGCACCGGUUGAGUACUGUAAGUCCUGUAAGUCUAAGGACACCCAAUCUAGCAGUGCAAUGUCAUUGAAGAAAUGAGCUGAUGGUUUAUCAUUGGAUGAAUAAAUCUCUUCCAUUUUUGGUUCUCAAAGCACUAAAACACAAAGCUGAGCUCCCCACUUUGUAGCCCUGAACUGACACGCACUGAGGGAUCAGCAGUCUGUCCGGUAUCGUGUGGUAAAUGCAUCAUACUGACCCAUUUUGUAUCUAACCCUUUAUUCCACGUCUCCUGCGUAAUAAAAUACAUGUGAAAGCUGGGAAGGGGGAGGGGUGUUCUCCCAAUAAAUUGCACAUUGGUUUGCACUACUUACGCCAUCAUUCCAUCUAAUAACUAUCAAUAAACACUUUUAAAGGCC